GUAUAUAUCGACGAUGUCUUAAUUGCCAGCUCAUCGAUGGAAGAACAUAUGCAACACUUAAGCCUGUUAUUUCAAAGGUUUGAACAAUUUGGAGUUGUUAUCAAUCCAAAGAAAUGUAUUUUUGGUUCCCCUUCCAUUGAAUUCUUAGGACAUCGAAUAACUGCUGAAGGCAUCAGACCUACCGAAGAUAAGAUAGAAACUAUUAAGAACUUUCCCGAACCUGAUUCCUUAAAGAAACUUAGACGUUUUCUCGGGAUGUUCAACUUCUACCGACGUUUUAUUCCAUCAUGUGCCUCCAUAGUUCAACCACUGACCGACCUACUUAGAUGCAAUUCGAAGAAAUUUCAGUGGUCUGAAGAAGCAAAAGCAGCAUUUAAUAAUGCAAAAGAUGCCUUAUCCAACGUCGUAAUGUUAUCUCACAUCAACCCAGAAGCUUCACUCAUUUUAUGUACAGAUGCAUCGCAGGUAGCAGUGGGAGCAGUUUUACAACAAAAGUUCAAUAAUGACACCACUCCACUUGCUUUCUUCUCCAAAAAGUUGGAACCUGCGCAAACUCGUUACAGUACCUUUGGCAGAGAACUGUUAGCCAUCUACCUAGCAGUGAAACAUUUCAGCUUCUUACUACAAGGUCGACAUUUUACUAUCUUAACCGACCAUAAGCCUCUUUGUUAUGCUUUCACCACUUCGUUGGACAGACACUCUCCGAGAGAAGCCAGACAACUGGAUUACAUCUCACAAUUCUCAACAGACAUCCAGUUCAUCAAAGGAGAUUCUAAUAUCGUAGCCGAUUCUUUGUCUCGAUGUGACGUUAAUCACCUAUCUUCGAUAGAUAUUAGCUUAGACAAUAUUGCCAAGCUGCAGAAAAAUGACGCCGAACUCCAUACUUGUAGACGAAACUCCUCCCUACAGUUGCAGGAUGUACCUAUUCCCCUGUCUGAUACAACUAUCGUCUGCGACGUUUCAACGGGAGUUCAUAGACCUUUUGUUCCACUAAGUUGUCGAAAAACUUUGUUUGAACAUCUACAUUCAUUGUCUCAUCCUGGAGUGCGUGCUACAGUCAAGUUGAUCAGCGAGCGUUUUGUUUGGCCCAAGAUGAACUCCGAUAUUCGGAAAUGGGCCCGCCAAUGCUUGCAAUGUCAAAGAUCCAAGGUACAUCAUCACACCGUCACACCUCCAAAACAGUUCAAUUUACCCGAUAAACGAUUUCAACACGUUCAUAUAGAUGUUGUUGGACCAUUACCGCCAUCCAGAGGAUUUACUCAUAUACUUACUGCGAUUGAUCGAUUUACCCGAUGGGCUAUUGCUUGUCCACUCAACGAUAUAUCUGCAGAAAAUAUCGCUUUGGUUUUCUUAGAUCGCUGGGUGUCAAACUACGGAGUACCCACAACUAUUACAACAGACCGAGGAGCUCAAUUUCAAUCAACUCUGUUUCGAGAGUUUACGAGACUCCUUGGAGUGAACCAUAUCUCCACUACAGCUUAUCAUCCUGCAGCGAAUGGUCUGGUGGAACGUUUCCAUCGACAACUGAAAAGCUCGCUUAUGGCACAAGCUGACUCAUCUAAGUGGAGUGAACACCUACCAUUAGUUCUUCUCAGUAUCCGAUCAACUGUAAAAGAAGAUUUGGGAUGUACACCAGCUCAACUUGUGUAUGGUACUACCCUCACAUUGCCUGGUCAGUUAGUUCCGUCUAAUGAUUCAACUGAAGUAAAUAUCUCCGACUUCACCAACCGCCUUACCCAGCAUAUGCUUCAGCUUAGACCAGUAGCCCCUCGCCAAUCACUUCAUAAAGCUCAAGUAAAUAAGAACCUACUCACUAGCAAAUUUGUAUUUGUUCGCGUCGAUGCCAUUAGAAAAGGUUUACAACAUCCAUAUGAAGGUCCUUUUCUAGUACUUAAACGCACCGAAAAAUACUUCACGCUGAACAAACAUGGUAAACCGGAGACUGUUUCUAUCGACCGUCUUAAACCAGCGUACACCGACAGCGAACAUGAAACACUAGCAACGCCGACACCAAUAAACAAUCAGCAAGUCAAUGCAACUCCAACUCUCCCGCUCUUCACUCUUCCCCCUGUACAGACACGCAGUGGGCGGCAGAUCUGUAAACCUGCCCGCUAUGUUCAUUUCAUUGACUGACAUAAACGUUAACCUCAUUUAGACAUACUUCUCAUUACUAUUGUUGUUAACAUUCACUUCAUUAUAACCAUUAAUAUUUAUUAGUAUUAUUAUUUGCUGUUCGUCAACUGUACUGCAAGCACACGCAUUCACCACGUAUAUGUGUAUAUCUAUUUAUAUAUGAAUUUCACAAAUGUUAACAAACAUGUCAUGGUUUAUUAUGUACAUAAAUUUUUAUUUAAAAUUAUAACAAGUUUUGAUUUUUUUUUAAAAUUCCUGUAUGUGCUUGUAUGUGCUAAACUUUAUACGACACGGAUGCAUUCCAUACAUCCUGAUCUAACUUUGUAUCCUUAUUGUUGUUAUUUUUUGUUAUCCAUAUUGUUGACAUUAUCCCUUAUUUAUGUUGCUUAUAUUCAUGUAAUCGUCCACGAGGGCAGUACUGAUGGUCCUCCGGACCUCUAAGAGGGGGAGCCCUGUGGAGUCCUCAAAAAGAAACUUAUCCAAAUUUUACUACUAUGUAAAUAAUGAACAUAUUGUACACCACUUUGUUUUAACCAGAAACUCUGUACUUUGACUUUACCUCGGGUUUUGAAUAAAUAUACAGCUGUGCCUUCGACUCUCCGUCUUCUCCACCAUCUCAACUGCCGUCGAUCAAUCCUAAUCACCUGCUUUCUAUCUCUGAUUUUUGCAGGAGCACCGUAGUUUCUUCCUACGUACUUUGGUCGACCUCCGGCAACGUUAACAUUGGAGAAUUACUACUGGAGCAGUCUUUCCGCAGCACCUGGAGUCUAUUACGUUUAUUGUGGA
Molecule: messenger RNA, 2919 nt
Organism: Trichobilharzia regenti
Lineage: Eukaryota; Metazoa; Platyhelminthes; Trematoda; Strigeidida; Schistosomatidae
Source: the annotation of a GenBank genome assembly